This is a messenger RNA of Suricata suricatta (meerkat), 897 nucleotides long. It is a transcript of the gene BTC, whose product is annotated as betacellulin. The record is from RefSeq and is a predicted model, not a curated record. The transcript has 6 exons. Lineage: Eukaryota; Metazoa; Chordata; Mammalia; Carnivora; Herpestidae. Gene Ontology annotation, biological process: epidermal growth factor receptor signaling pathway; positive regulation of mitotic nuclear division; positive regulation of cell population proliferation. The coding region runs from base 226 to 762 and encodes 178 amino acids.
AUAGGAGGCUCCCUCCUCCCAGCCCCACUCCCGGAGCCGGCCAGCCGCCCGCCCCGGGUGUCUGCCCGCCCUGCGGCCGGGGUGCCAGCCCGAGGAGUAGUUUCAUUUCCUGCUGGCCCGACAGUGGUUUCCAGGCCCGCCCUCGGGCGCCCGCGGCCCGGGAAGGGGCGCAGGAGGAGGCGGGAGACUCGGCCAGGGGCUGCCCGGCCCCGCAGCGUGGGGUUGAUGGACCGGGCCGCCCCGGGCAGCGGCGCCAGCUCCCUGCCACUGCUCCUGGCCCUCGCCCUGGGUCUAGUGAUCCUCCACUGUGUUGUGGCAGAUGGGAAUUCAACCAGAAGUCCUGAAAAGGAUGGCCUUCUCUGUGGAGCUCCCGGGGAAAACUGUGCAGCUACCACCACGCAGUCGAGGCGGAGAGGCCACUUCUCCCGGUGCCCCAAGCAAUACAAGCACUACUGCAUCAAAGGGAGAUGUCGCUUCGUGGUGGAUGAGCAGACGCCCUCCUGCGUCUGUGAUGAAGGCUACACUGGGGCGAGAUGUGAGAGAGUUGACCUGUUUUACCUCAGAGGAGACAGAGGGCAGAUUUUGGUGAUUUGUUUGAUAGUCGUUAUGGUGAUUUUUAUCGUCUUGGUGAUCGGGGUCUGCACAUGCUGUCACCCUCUUCGGAAGCGUCGUAAAAGAAAGAAGAAAGAAGAAGAAAUGGAAAAUCUUGGUAAAGACAUAACUCCAAUAAGUGAAGAGAUUCAAGAAACUAGUAUUCCUUAAUGGCCUUGAAGUUCUCUCCGGGCUGGAGGCAAACUGCAAAAUGCCUUGCUUAUUUGAAAAUGGACAGAAUGUGUCUCAGGAAAACAGUCAGGAGAAAUGAAUUUUAAAUAAAGUAUUUACUUUUUGUUUGUAAUA